Strongyloides ratti is the source of this 1722-nucleotide messenger RNA. RefSeq lists its product as hypothetical. Bases 1 to 1722 code for a protein of 573 amino acids. The record is from RefSeq and is a predicted model, not a curated record. Lineage: Eukaryota; Metazoa; Nematoda; Chromadorea; Rhabditida; Strongyloididae. The transcript is spliced from 5 exons.
AUGUCAAAAAAAGUUGAAAUUUCCCCAUCAUUAACUUCAUUUAUUUAUGAAGAUGAGAAAUGUAAAAAAUCAUUAACUGAAAAAAAGUUCAAAGAGAUGAAAAAGAAUGAAAUGUCAUUAUCAGAUUAUGAGGCAGAUGAUGAAGUUCAAAAUCUAAUUAUUCACCAAAAUAGUGAAAAAAACUAUCGUCAUAACAGGAGAAGAUAUGAGGACAAAGAUAUGAAAGACUUAAAAUAUAAAUAUUAUAAAAAUUUGCCCUCUAACUUUAGUGAAAGUGAAGAAACUAGGGAGAUAAUAGAAACUGAUAAUAUAAAGGAAAAUAAUAGUUGCCAGGAGGAGGAGGAGUGUGAUGAUGAAAUAGAAGAUGAGUUUUUAGAGGUUGACAAGAAUUAUAGUUAUAUAGCUUUAGAAAUGGCACCAAAUAAAAAUCAAAUUCUUCAAUAUUUAUCUACCACUAAUUAUGGGAGAAUAAAAGGUAGUAAAGGAAAUGAUAUUCAGUUAACAGAUAUAAGUGGUUUUCCAUUAAUUGAUGUUUGGAAAAAAAAAGAAUGUUUUAGGUCAAAAUGGAUAUUAGAAUCGUAUGGUCGAACAGUUUUACAAAUUGUAGAUUUUGAUAAUGUUUCAUCAAAUUAUUGUUUUAUUGGUAAUUUUUUAACUAGUUGUGGUAAUUUUAAUAAUAAUAAUAAUAAUGGUAAUUCAAGUUUUUUUGGAUGUAAUACUGCCUGUGAAAAUGAAAUAAAUCUACCAACAAAUAUCAAAAAUACAAAUUUUAAUCUUUCAAAAAAUUAUAAAAAUAAUAAUGAAAUUGAUUUAUAUGAUGAAGAGAUUGUAGUUAAUAAUAAUAAAAAUCAUUGUAAAAUGUCAAAAGGAAAAAAUAAUAAACAUGAUAAAGUAAUAGAAAUGGAAAAUAAAAACAGUAAAUGUGCCACAUCUCCCUCCAACAAUGAUAUUAACUUUUUAAAUAAAGAAUUAUGUAAAAAAUAUACAGUUAUGACAAGUGAUGGUGAAAUAUUGGGAUAUUUCAUGAAAGAUUGUAAAAAUUUUAUUCUUUUAAAUUCACCUCCAUCAACUGAAGAAAAUAACCAAAAUGUAUUUGAAUCAUCUACCUUAAAAGGACAAAGCAAUUUUAAUGGCAAGAAAACACCAUUAAAUAAAAGUGUUGUAAAAUUACUUAAUAAUGGAACUUUUUCAAAUAAUGUCUCUAAUCGUAAAACUCCAGAGACCUCUUCGACAUCUUUAAGUCAAAGUCUUAAAACAGAAACAAUUAAUGGAAAAGAGGGAGAUAAUGGAAAUGAUAAGAAUGAUGUAAAAGAAGAAGAUACAUCUUUUAUUGUUAAGGAAAUUGCAAUGGAAAGUGGGAAAGAGAAAGUGGGUAAGAAAAAACAGGCAGCUAUAAAUGAAAAUGUAUUCGUAAAAGCUUCAACUUGUGAUAAUGUUGUAUAUAAUGAUAAAAAGUAUGAAAAAACAAAAUCAAAUACAACAAAUCAACAAAUAACAUCAGUAUGGGAUUGUUAUGAAAUUUCUUCAGAACCUUCAAAUUCUAAUGGUAGAAAGAUUGCCAAAUUUGUAGAAAAUAAAUAUAUUGAAUUUCUUUCAACACCUAUAAAAUUUUCAUUAAAAAUUUUAAUAAUAGCAGCAAGUUUACAAUUAUCAUCAAUGGAUAGUGAAUUUUGUGAAUGGAAAGAAGAAAACAGGCAUUCUUAUGGUUGUAAUAUAAUGUAA